Hemicordylus capensis (graceful crag lizard) is the source of this 2475-nucleotide messenger RNA. RefSeq lists its product as uncharacterized. The coding region runs from base 166 to 924 and encodes 252 amino acids. The transcript has 7 exons. The record is from RefSeq and is a predicted model, not a curated record. NCBI's taxonomy places the organism in Eukaryota, Metazoa, Chordata, Lepidosauria, Squamata, Cordylidae.
GUCGCUAGUUGGGAAGAGGAGCAUGGCAGGGCCAUCGGAGCUCCCUACACAAGUUGAUGGAGAUUUAACAUCCUGCCACCUGAUUGAGGCCUGGUUGCGGCAGAGGAAUCGGGCCCAACCCCUGGGGGGGAGGAGCAGGACCGGUGGGCCCAGGUCUGCUUUCUUAUGGCCAUCCCCCAGGCCUGUAAGGAGGCACUCCAGAGGGGGGAGCAACGCCUCCCGUUCUGCAAGGAACAGGCAGCCCAGGCCGUGCUGGAUGAGAUGGACCAUAUUUUGGAGGACCCCGUGCCCCAUCACCUCUUCUCUCUGUGCAUAGAGGCCAUCACCUUCUUGAGCCAGAUGAAGCUCUGCUUCACAACCUACAGAGAGAGGAAAAUCAUAAUGGAGUGUCUGUUCAGCAUGGGCCAUGUGCUGGAUGACACUCCAGAGGGAGAUCAGCAGAGCCCCUUCCUGCUCCCCCAAAAGGCCCUCCAGAACAUGUUGAGGGAACUGCUGGUGCAGAAGCCCUCAAUGACACACCUCAUCCACAUGGCGGAGGCUAUCGAUGUGGAAAUGUACAGCGAGGACAAGCAGGAGGUGGCGGUGGUGGAAAAGGCGGGCCUUUUCCUGCUGAAUCUGGCAAUUGGACCCCAUUCCACUUUGAGGUCAUUCUCCCCCAUGCUGGCCUGGCCUUGCUCCGGCACCCCCCAGCACCCCUCUUCCAGGUUUCAGGGUCCCCAGAUGAGCUCUGAUGGGCCUUCUUUUCUCCCUCUCUCUGCAGGCGGAGAUGAUCAAACCUCUGCUGCCCUUGGGGGGGCACACGUAUAUCAAGCGCAUAUACCAUUAUUGCUAGUGAUUUCAAUGCCAGAAUGGGAAUUAACGAUAAGACGCUGUAUACUAAAUUCCAAUGCUUUCCCUUGGCCCAUGAAGUUGCUCCACCAUUAAUUGCCUGUCAAUGUAAGGACAGAAUAGGGAAUUACGCAGGUCUGUGUCUGUCCCAAACCUUAGAUGAACUAAACUUGCAAUUGCUGAAUGGAGCUACAGUUGAUGACCACCCAGCUGAGUACACUCUUUGGGCUGGUUCCAGAUUAUCCACUAUUGAUUAUAUGGCGAUCUCUCCUGGCUUACUUAUAUAUCUUGUCAAAUUUAAAAUUGCUAGUCGCCCAGAGAGUGAUCAGCUCCCUGGAGAGUUACCUUUGAAUCUUUCUGGAAACCUAACAUUUGCUGAACUGACCUAUCUUUCAAACUUAGAUCUGGAGGUGCGUCCCUCCUUGGUUAGAUGGCCUGAUAGUCUGGGGGAGCAGGUUGGUUUAAUGCUGGGAUCUGAAAGUCUUGUCUCUCUCCGCUCGGCACUACUAGCAAAUGGGAUGGAUGAUGGUAUUCUAGACCAUUACAAUGACAUCGUUCAGGCACUCCAGCCUGUAUUGACCUGCUCCAGACCCCCAAAGACUAACAAGCCCACAGUUUACUCUAAGAGCUGGUUUGAUAAAGACUGCAUCGGCAAUGCCAAAAGUGAGGUGAUUAUUGAGUAUCAAGCAUCCAGGGACUGCCCUUUGUUUGCUGUUCUCCAGAGUGCCAUAUUGCAGAAAAAACAAUCUAAGCAGCUGCUGAAAAAUAGAAAGAGAGAUGCCAUGAGAGUAGACUGGCAUCCAUUGAUAGCAGCCACAAGAUCUAAAACCCCUCAUUGUUUUGGCGUAUGAUUGCCCUAUAACCAUCUUGGGGUUUAGCCCACCCGAAUUGUGUCAUCCCCUCUUUGGUUUGGGAGGAACGCUUCUGUAAGUUAUACAAAGGAGAUAAAGAAAUUGGCACAGCCCCAAUACGGGAUGUGCAUCAGCUGACAGAGUGACCACUUCUGUCUUGUUCUGAAAUAGAAGCUUUGGUGGGACAGUUAAAACUUGGUAAAGCUCCAGGAUUCGACCAUAUAGAAAUAGAGGUUGUUAGAAACAAUCUGGCAUGGUAGUCCCCAGUCCUGGCCUCGUUAUUUUCAUUUGUUUGUUAAUUACAUUUAUAACCCGCCCCAUCCAGAGGCUCUGGGCAGUGUACAACAACUUUUUUAAAAAGACAUAAAACCCACAAUUCAAACACAAUGCUAAAAACAAUAUAAAAACAAUUCAAAAAUGAUUUAAACCAUUUAAAACCAAUUAAAAUACUUUUAAAAAACACUUUACAAGCCUUGGAAGGCCAGGCCCAACAAAUAGGUUUUUAGGGGUCUCUUAAAGUCCGACAGUGAGCCUAAACUGCGGAUAUCGGCUGGGAAUGCAUUCCGUAGACCAGGAGCAGCUACAGAAAAGGCCCGGUUCAGAGUCCCCACCAGAUGUACCGGUGGUAACUGGAGACGGACCUCUCCAGAUAUUAAGAUUGUAGAUUGAACUGUUUUUGUUUGUUUUACUGUUGUGCUGGUCGAAGACAGAAACAAAGACUAUGAUAUGAUAAUACAUAGUCAUAGUGUGUAAUUUUAUGGGGACCGAAUUGGAAAUAAAACUUUGUUUUGUUUGA